Caenorhabditis auriculariae is the source of this 1576-nucleotide messenger RNA. Lineage: Eukaryota; Metazoa; Nematoda; Chromadorea; Rhabditida; Rhabditidae. The record is from the annotation of a GenBank genome assembly.
AUGUCUACGAAAAAGAGGUGGGUUUUCGAAUUUUGCUUUCAUAAGUCAUAAGUUCAUUCCGAAAACGUUUAACCUGCGUUUUUUCCAGAAACAUUCCAUUAGCUUAUCGUUUGCCUAAGCGGAAAAAUUUUUCGAGCAGUGAUUCUGAGUCUUCCUCAUCAUCUCCUUCGUCUUCUUCGUCUUCUUCCAGUUCUUCCUCUGUGUCUUCUAAUUUAUCAUCAUCUUCUUCCCUCUUAUCAUCAUCUUCUUCUCAGUGUAAACGGAGAACGAAACAGUGAGAAAAGAAACGGUAUCUUAUCGAAAAACAACUUUCAGCAAAAAUGUGAGUCCAAAAGGUAAGGACAAGCCUAUGUUCCGGCGAAGGCCGCCACAGCCUCGAUGUCAAGUAGAAAAAAAGGAAACGGAGAAGCCCAGAAAGAAGAGUGUUUCUCCUCGGGGCAGAGUUUCUGGUCUCCGCAAAAGACGUCGCCGGUGUAGCAGCACCAGUUGCGAUAGUUCGGCUUCCGAGUCGCCGGUCGGCCGACGUCGACGUAGAUUUCCAGCAAAGAAACUCGUUCCGUGCGCCAAGUGCAACCACACCUUCAUGUCCUCAAAGGUUUGCGCUCUUUUCUUUUCCUAUCAAGGCACUUGGAGUAAUCAAGGAGUUUCAGCUCCUCGAGAAACUUUUUUUCUUAUAAGUUUUAUUUUCUUUCUGUGUCAAAUUCAAAGGUUGAAUUUUUUCGUUUAUUCUUUUGGGGUUCAAUCCUAUAAACACCCCCAAUGUUCCAACCUAAAUAUGUAAGUAACUUUUGUAAACUUUUUAUGUCGCUGUGAGUUAUCUUAAAAAGUCUUCGAGCGUUCGAAUAUCGCUACGUACGAACAAUUUCAGUAUGAGGAAUUAUCAAUCUUCUAAAUUACCCUGCUAACAACACCAGCUGAGAACAGGGAAGAUCUUUGAAAAUUCAGUACUCCACAACUAAAAAUUUUCCAUAGGUGGAACCUAGUUGCACUUAGAAAAAUGAAUCGCGGAUAAAAACUAGUCGUUUCAGGGUUUGGUUCACCACGACAUACAGAUUCAUUCUAUGGGCGUUACCUGUACAACGUGUGGCAAGGUUAAAGAUUUCUAAAACAAUUUUUAAUUUUCUUGUUUUUUUAGAUUUUCGACACUUUCGACGAGUUCAAAGGACAUGCACUAGAGCAUCCUGAAAACACGGUGGACUGUAUUUAUUGUAAAGUUUGUUGGUGGCUUCAAAGCAUUAAAACUUCAUUUCUUUUCAGAGCAAAUUCGGAAAACCUCGCGAAAUGAACGAAAAGCGCUGGGAGUUUGUUCGUUCUCAUUUAUACGGAGUAAAUUUUCUGAAGUGUGUUCAGAUUUUGGCUGUCCUAAGUUGCUCUCCAGCCCAAAAAGUUCUGAUUGACUUGACUCGCUUCAAACUGCGUGUGCAGUCAAUUUAAGAAUUGGCUUUCUAGAGCUAGUUUUAAAUUUUACGACCGGAAUCUGAACGAAAUAUGUUUUUAUUUUCAAAAUUUACAUAAAUUACAGGAAAUUUUAUAUGCUCGACUAGCUGAAUAUGACGACAAGGCGAGGAUCUUGUGA